Aspergillus puulaauensis is the source of this 912-nucleotide messenger RNA. It is a transcript of the gene bgt1, whose product is annotated as 1,3-beta-glucanosyltransferase Bgt1. The coding region runs from base 1 to 912 and encodes 303 amino acids. Gene Ontology annotation, cellular component: fungal-type cell wall; extracellular region; cell surface. Gene Ontology annotation, biological process: cell wall organization; carbohydrate metabolic process. The record is from RefSeq and is a predicted model, not a curated record. The transcript has 4 exons. Gene Ontology annotation, molecular function: 1,3-beta-glucanosyltransferase activity; glucan endo-1,3-beta-D-glucosidase activity. NCBI's taxonomy places the organism in Eukaryota, Fungi, Ascomycota, Eurotiomycetes, Eurotiales, Aspergillaceae.
AUGCGUGUCGCCGGUCUGAUUACUCUUCUGGCAGCAGCCAUGCCCGCUGUCGCUACACGGGGAACCUUUGGUCUUGCUCUCGGAAACGAAAAUCCCGACGCAAGCUGCAAGUCCACUGAGGACUACAAGAAGGACUUCGAUGCGCUGAAGGAUUUGACAACAUUGGUCCGUACCUACUCGGCAAGCAACUGCAACACAGCAAAGAACAUCGUUCCAGCUGCCAAGGCCAAGAACUUCAAGGUCGUGCUCGGUGUCUGGCCCGACACCGAGGAGUCUUUCAACCAGGACUUUGAUGCUCUGAAGAAGUCAGUUAAAGGCAACGAGGACGUCAUUCACGCGAUCACUGUUGGCUCCGAAGCCCUCUACCGUGGGGACAUGAAAGCCCAGGAUCUCCUGAAGCGUAUCAACCAGGUUAAGAAGGAAUUCGAUGGCAUCCAAGUCGGCAUGGUGGACAGCUGGAACAAGUAUGCCGAUGGUACUGCGGAUCCCAUUAUCCAGGGCGGCGUUACCUACUUCCUGGCCAACGGGUUUGCCUACUGGCAGGAUCAGGAUAUCUCCAACGCCACUGCCACCUACUUCGAUGACAUGGCCCAGGCCAAGGCCCGCAUCGAACAGGUUGCUGGUGACAAUGCUAAUAAAAUCCGAUUUGGUAACGGCGAGUCUGGCUGGCCUACCGAUGGCGGAUCCGACUACGGUAAGGCUAAGGCCAGCACCGAAAACGCUAAGAAGUACUACAAGAAUGCUGUCUGCCCUUUGCUCAACUGGGGCAUUGACGUUUUUUACUUCGAGGCCUUUGACGAAACCUGGAAGCCCGACAGCACUGGCGACAACGGCAAGCCUAUGGACGAGACUCACUGGGGUCUCUUUACUGACAAGCGCACGGCCAAGUUCGACACUUCGUGCCCCAACUAG